Manacus vitellinus (golden-collared manakin) is the source of this 1914-nucleotide messenger RNA. RefSeq names its product bromodomain-containing protein 2. The transcript is spliced from 10 exons. The coding region runs from base 1 to 1656 and encodes 551 amino acids. The record is from RefSeq and is a predicted model, not a curated record. Gene Ontology annotation, biological process: chromatin remodeling; regulation of DNA-templated transcription. Lineage: Eukaryota; Metazoa; Chordata; Aves; Passeriformes; Pipridae. Gene Ontology annotation, cellular component: nucleus; chromatin.
AUGGGGGUUCACGACCAGAAUUCCCAUGGGAAGCUCCUCUUCAUCCCAAAGAUCUGGACAGUGCAGUUCUUCCCGGGAAUCCCCUCCCUGAAUCCCACGUGUUCUCCCCUCCCUCGCAGGCUCCUGGGGGAGGGCAAUGCCGGGCUCAUGGCGCUGGCGACGCCGACGGAGUCGACUCCCGGGAAGCGGAUCCGCAAACCCUCGCUGCUCUACGAGGGCUUCGAGAGCCCCACCAUGGCCUCGGCUCCGGCCCUUCCCAACCCUCAGGCCAACCCGCCGCCUCCCGAGGUUUCCAAUCCCAAAAAGCCCGGCCGGAUCACCAACCAGCUCCAGUACCUGCACAAGGUGGUGAUGAAGGCGCUGUGGAAGCACCAGUUCGCGUGGCCCUUCCGCCAGCCCGUGGACGCCGUCAAGCUGGGCCUGCCGGAUUACCACAAGAUCAUCAAGCAGCCCAUGGAUAUGGGAACCAUCAAGAGGCGCCUGGAGAACAACUAUUACUGGGGGGCAGCCGAGUGCAUGCAGGACUUCAACACCAUGUUCACCAACUGCUACAUCUACAACAAGCCCACGGAUGACAUCGUGCUGAUGGCGCAGACCCUGGAGAAGAUCUUCCUGCAGAAGGUGGCCCAGAUGCCUCCGGAGGAGCAGGAGAUCGUGGUGCCCGUGGCCAAGAACAGCCAUAAAAAGGGGGCGUCCAGGGCAGCAGCGCUCCUGGCGGGACUGACGGCAGCUCAGCAGGUCCCGGCCGUGUCCUCAGUGUCCCAGCCCACAGUGUACCCCCCCACGACCCCCGAGAUCCCCACAACCAUCGUCAACAUCCCCCACCCCUCGGUCAUCUCCGCCCCCAUCCUGAAAUCCCUGCAUCCCAACGCUCCGGCCGUCCUGGCCCCGCCCGCGCCCACACAGCCCGUGGCCAAGAAAAAGGGGGUGAAGCGGAAACUCUCGCAGGGCCCCGUGUCCAAACCCAAGAAAAAGCGGGAGAAGAGGAAGAGGAAGAAGUCGGAGAAGCACAAAGGGAGGGACGAGGAGACGAGGGCGAGGCAGGCGCAGCUCCGGAGGGCCCGGAAAGCCGGAGGCGGCGGCGGAUCCAAGAAUUCCAAGAAAUCCGCCAAACCUGCCUUGCCAGCCCCUCCAUCCCUCUACGAUUCCGAGGAAGAGGAGGAAUCCAAACCCAUGACCUACGACGAGAAGCGCCAGCUGAGCCUGGACAUCAACAAACUUCCCGGGGAAAAACUGGGAAGGGUGGUGCACAUCAUCCAGUCCCGGGAGCCUUCCCUGCGGGAUUCCAAUCCCGAGGAAAUUGAGAUUGACUUCGAGACCCUCAAACCCUCCACGCUGAGGGAGCUGGAGCGUUACGUCCUGUCCUGCCUCCGGAAAAAGCCCCGGAAACCCUACAGCGAGACCAUGAAGAAGCCGGUGGGGAAGACGAAAGAGGAGCUGGCACUGGAGAAGAAGAGGGAGCUGGAAAAGCGUCUCCAGGACGUCAGUGGGCAGCUGAACUCGGCCAAGAAACCCCCCAAGAAGGCCAAUGAGAAGCCGGAAUCCGCCCAACAAGUGGCAGCUUCCCGACUUUCCGCCUCCAGCUCCAGCUCUGAUUCCAGCAGCUCCAGCUCCUCCUCCUCCUCCUCCGACACCAGCGACUCGGAUUCCGGUUAGUUGGGAAUUCCCAGGGAUUCCCAGGAAUUCCCGGGCUCCGCAGGACCGGACCCGAGUCCCCCCCCCGGAUUUUGGGGUGACUCCCACCCCCCUCCAGCACCGAUGGACUUUGGGAAUGUGGGAGAAGAGGGGGGAGGAUCCCAUGGGAUGAGGUUGAGAAUUUUGGGAUUAUCCCGUUUUCCUCCUCCAGUGAAAUUUUACUGUUUGUUUUUGGGCUUUUUGUUGAUUUUUUUGUUUUGUUCUGUUUUGUUUUUUUUU